AUGCCGGGAUACAUCUCCGUGUUGACACAAAAUGGUCGAGUAUAUUUUGUGACCUGGGAGUUUAGCAGGCCUAAAAACCGAACUUGUAUCGUAUUAUUAGUCACGCAGAACAUCCAUUGGAAUAGUACAUAGUAAGUGCCGAAUAUAGUGUUCUAGGAAGGACACGUGAGAACAAGACUGACGACGGAAAGCUGAUUUGGCCACAGACAGAAAGUCCGCCCCUGAAUGACUCGGCUACCGCUCACAGAGUCCAGUUACCUACAUCACAGAGCACACUAAACCAAGCCGAAUGUAAGUGUCAGGAAGAGAGCGGCUGCAAAGCAUCUAAUUGAGCGCUACUUUUGCCAGUUAACAGAGGGCUGUGGAAAUGGGUCCUGCACGAAUGAGUUGUGUGCUUCGUGUCUUGGUUUUCAACCGCUGGAUCACAACGCAGCGGCCAUCAGAGCCCUGGAGCUCUAUAAAAUGAACGCCAAACUGUGUGGUCGUCACUCUGCUGCCUUCCCUGACAACAGCAGUGCCAAAGAAACCCACCCUACCUUAUUGGGCGACCGUCACAGGAAGAUGCCAGACCACGAAGACAACCUGUUUCCUCCUAGGGAAGACUUCAGAGAGGUGCAUUACCUGACCGAGGAGAAGGUGUAUGAGAUCCUGAGUAUCUGUGAGGGGAAGAAGGACUACUCUCCUCUGAUCCGAGUCAUCGGGAGGAUCUUCUCCAGCGCUGACGGGCUGGUGCAGAGCUUCAGGAAAGACGAGGAGCAACACCCCAACACCAAGGAGCAGCGUAAGACCCACCAGGCCAAAGAUGAGGACAAGGACGAGGACGACAAGGAGAGAACCACCGCCAUGGAGCAGGAAUCAGAGGCCUCGUCGUCCAUGGAGGGAGCGACGGGAUCGACGGAGAACAGACUGGGUCCUGUGGAGGUCUCAGUGGACGUAGAAGCUGUGAGGAGAGUGUACAACAGACUCCUCUCCAACGAGAAGAUGGAAUCGGCCUUCCUCAACGCCCUGGUCUACCUAACUCCCAACGUAGAGCUGGAUCUAACCUAUCUGGACGUGUACGACACCAACCCAGACUACCUGAACAUCUUCAUCAUCGUGAUGGAGAACAGCAGCCUCCACAGCCCAGAGUACCUGGAGAUGGCCAUGCCUCUGUUCUGUAAGUGUAUGAGUAAACUCCCUCUGCCUGCCCUGGCCAAGCUGACGCGCCUGUGGUCUCAGUACAGUGUAGAGCACAUCAGACGUAUGAUGGAGACCUUUCAGCAGCUCAUCACCUACACGGUAAUCAGCAACGAGUACGACAGCGACAGUCUGGUCAACGAUGAUGAGUGUGUGGUGGCUGCAGCCAAGUGUCUGAAGCUGGUGUUCUACGCCAACGUCCUGGGAGGAGACCUGGAUACGGGUCACAAUGAGGAGGAGGAGCCUGCAUCAGAGUCCAGCGAGCUCACCCUGCAGGAGCUCCUGGGGGAGGAGAGGAGUAACAAGAAGGGGCCCCGGGUCGACCCUUUGGAGAAGGAGCUGGGCGUCAGGACCCUGGACUGCAGACGACCCCUCAUCUCCUUCGAGGAGUUUGUCAACGAGCCUCUGAACGAUGUUCUAGAGAUGGACAAGGACUUCACCUUCUUCAAGGUGGACUCGGAGAGUAAGUUCUCCUUCCAGAGCUGUCCCUUCAUCCUCAACGCCUGCACCAAGAGCCUGGGACUGUACUACGACAACCGCAUCAGCAUGUACAGCGAGAGGAGGAUCACAGCGCUCUACAGUCUGGUACAAGGACAGCAGCUCAACCCAUACCUCAGGCUCAAAGUACGACGAGACCACAUCAUCGACGACGCCCUCGUCAGGUUGGAGAUGAUCGCCAUGGAGAACCCAGCGGACCUUAGGAAGCAGCUGUUUGUAGAGUUUGAAGGAGAGCAGGGCGUCGACGAGGGAGGAGUCUCUAAGGAGUUUUUCCAGCUCGUCCUCGAGGAGAUGUUCAAUCCUGAUAUUGGCAUGUUUACGUACGACGAGUCCACCAAGCUGUUCUGGUACAACCCGUCCUCUCUGGAGAACGAGGCCCAGUUCACCCUGAUAGGUAUCGUCUUGGGCCUGGCCAUCUACAACAACUGUAUCCUGGAUGUUCACUUCCCCAUGGUGGUCUACAGGAAACUAAUGGGGAAGAAAGGCACCUAUCUGGACCUGACAGACUCACACCCGGUUCUGUACCAGAGUCUGAGGGAGCUGCUGGACUACGAGGGGGAUGUGGAGGAGGACAUGAUGAUCACCUUCCAGAUCUCACAGACUGACCUGUUUGGAGACCCCAUGACUUAUGACCUGAAGGAAAACGGGGACAAGAUACCUGUUAAUGCGGACAAUAGAAAAGAAUUUGUGUCUCUGUAUAGUGAUUACAUACUUAAUAAGAGUGUGGAGCGCCAGUUCAAAGCCUUCAGAAGGGGCUUCCAGAUGGUCACCAAUGAGUCGCCUCUCAAGUGUUUAUUUAGACCUGAGGAAGUGGAGCUACUGAUCUGUGGAAGCAGGAAUUUAGACUUUCAAGCGCUUGAAGAAACGACAGAGUAUGACGGAGGCUACAGCAAGGAUUGUCGCAUUAUUAAAGACUUCUGGGAGACGGUGCAUUCGUUUGGUGAGGAGGAUAAGAGACUGUUCCUCCAGUUUACUACGGGGACUGACAGAGCACCCGUAGGAGGCCUGGGCAAGUUAAAGAUGAUCAUCGCCAAGAACGGCCCCGACACAGACAGGUUACCUACUUCUCACACGUGUUUUAAUGCCUUGCUGCUCCCUGAAUACGACACAAAGGAGAAACUGAAGGAGAGACUUCUCAAAGCCAUCACUUAUGCCAAAGGAUUUGGAAUGCUGUGAAACAAGCAAAAAUGACAACUCUGCAAAAACGAAACUUCCUGGCUUCAGUUCAAUGGUUUUAUGUUUUGUAAUGGAGAAGGAAGGAAUUAUACAAUGAUGCAACAGUUGAAAUUAAUGUGGCAUUACGACAAGGAAGUGCUCCAGAGACCGUGUGCCUGGACAGCAAAUAGACUCAACUAGCAGACAUUCGAUCUAGCCCCCCCCCCUCAGAUCCAUUUAAUAUACGUAGAACCUCUCCUUACGUUCUAGGUUAUUCAAGCUGUUGAAAUCAGUUAUAAUUCUUACUGGAGCUCGCUUGGUUUAUUUGAUGUGUAAAAAAAAAUUAAGAAGAAGAAGAAGAAGAAGCAGGUUAUCAUUGAUUGUUGUGAAAGUGCACUUAACUAGACCUUCUGAAUGUUAGUGAAUGGUAUAUACAUUACUGUAUACUGCCGUCUUAGGACAUUAUGUUAGUUUAUGAUAUUCUUUAAUGCCAGCAGUGUUGUCGGUAACACUUCCUAAUAUAAUACCCUCUUCAUAAUGCAUUGAAAAGUACAUUUAUGAGCUAUGCAUAAUGCAUUAUAAUGCCUUCCAGGUGUUUUAUAGCUGCUCAUAGACCUCUAUAAUGCUUUGUUUCAAGUUUUAUUGUCACGUGCACAAGUACUGUGAAAUACUUUUUCACUGUACUUGAAGGGGGGUGUUCAUAUGUCAUAUGACGUGUUAGCGUGGUGUCGCGUAAGGCACAGGACUAUUCUAACCAGUACACCAACACAGUGUUCCCUGCUCUGCUGUAAGCUAUGCGAGUGGCACCCUAUUCCCAACACAGUGCACUACUUUUCACCAGGGCCCCUACAUAGGGAAUAGGGUGCCAUUUUGGGGCGCAACCCUUAUGUAUGAUGACGUUGCAUCGUCGUCUGUACCUGCUGCCUCUUUGGCAAAUCUCCCUGCUACUUUUGGCCGUGGUCCUGCACUCUUUCUAAUGUGUUGAAUAGCUUGCUGUUCAAUACCUAUAUGUUUUUUGCAAUGUUCAUUUUGUACGCCAGACAGAACAGAGCAGAACUCUCUUAGCCCUGACGGAGUGCUUUCAGUUUUUUGUAUUUUAUUUUAAUGCAUGGUUACAGACACAAAGUAAGUAAUUAGCUUUACAAAAGCUCCAGUGAAUUGUCAGGUCAUGUUAGUUCUUUGGUAGCUGUACUCUCACUUACAGUUGCACAAACAUUUGGGGGGGGGGGGAAAUGCUUUACACAAAAUCCCUUGGUUUUACAGAAAUCCCUUGGUUUUACAGAAAUCCCUUGGUUUUACAGAAAUCCCUUGGUUUUACAGAAAGCCCUCGGUUUUACAGAAAGCCCUCGGUUUUACAGAAAUCCCUUGGUUUUCCAGAAAGCCCUUGGUUUUCCAGAAAGCCCUUGGUUUUCCAGAAAGCCCUUGGUUUUACAGAAAGCCCUUGGUUUUACAGAAAGCCCUCGGUUUUACAGAAAGCCCUCGGUUUUACAGAAAGCCCUCGGUUUUACAGAAAGCCCUCGGUUUUACAAAAAGCCCUCGGUUUUACAGAAAUCCCGGUUGGAAGAGUCCUAGAAUCUGGAGGGAAUAAAGAGGAAAUCCAGAAUCUUCCAACCAGGAGUUUUGGAAAACCUGGGAACGUUAGCAGCAUUCUGCAACCCUAAUCUGACUUCACAGUUCAUCUGAAACCUGGGAACGUUAGCAGCAUUCUGCAACCCUAAUCUGACUUCACAGUUCAUCUGAAACCUGGGAACGUUAGCAGCAUUCUGCAACCCUAAUCUGACUUCACAGUUCAUCUGAAACCUGGGAACGUUAGCAGCAUUCUGCAACCCUAAUCUGACUUCACAGUUCAUCUGAAACCUGGGAACGUUAGCAGCAUUCUGCAACCCUAAUCUGACUUCACAGUUCAUCUGAAACCUGGGAACGUUAGCAGCAUUCUGCAACCCUAAUCUGACUUCACAGUUCAUCUGAAACCUGGGAACGUUAGCAGCAUUCUGCAACCCUAAUCUGACUUCACAGUUCAUCUGACCCAUAUAAUGUGAAAUAUUGACUUGGAGAAAAGUGUUUUAUAAUAAUAACACUGAAUUGAUGUGCCACAUCAAUGCUCAGAACAGUGUGUUAUUCUCUGAAGUAUUUUUGGUUCGUUGGUGUUUGAUUUGGUGUGACUGUGGUUUGGUUUUCAUUAUGCUAUACACCUGAAAGCCUGCCAAGCCAUGCAGAACAUUUUUGGUUUAAUAUCCAAUAAUGUGUACAACCGUCUUGGCAGGAAGGGUUUAAUGGUUUGGUUUGAUAUCCUGCGAUGUGUACAACAGUCUUGGCAGGAAGGGUUUAAUGGUUUGGUUUGAUAUCCUGUGAUGUAUACAAAAGUCUUGGCAGGAAGGGUUUAAUGCUUUGGUUUGAUAUCCUGUGAUGUGUACAACAGUCUUGUGUUUUACUGCCUGAAUUCAAAAUAGAUUCAAUAUGAAUUGUUUUUUUCCCACCCUUUUACAUACAAUACCCCACAAUUUUAGCAAAUGUAUUAAAUAAAAUCGAUGCAAUUUAACAUCAGUAUUCACACCCCUAAAUCAAUACGUGUCAGAAAUCCCGUUUCUGAAUAAGUCUGUAAGAGAUUUGCACACCUGGAUCGUACAAUAUGUGCACAGAUCUGUCAAUUGGUUGUUGAUAAUUGCUAGACAGCCACUUGGAACGUCUUGCCGUAGAUUUUCAAGACGAUUUUUUUAAGUCAAAACUGUAACUAGGUUACUCAGGAACCUUCAAUGUCAUCUUGGGUAAGCAACUCCAGUAUACAUUUGGCCUUGUGUUUUCAGUUAUUCUCCUGCUGAAAUGGUCAAUUUGUCUCCCAGUGUCUGUUGGAAAGCAGACUGAACCAGGUUUUCUCUAGUCCUUCCUGAUGACAAGCAUACCCAUAACAUGAUGCAACCGCCACUAUGCACAACACAUAUUGAUUACAUGAAGAUUUGUACUUACUUAGUGAUGUCUUGAAUUUGCCCCAAACAUAACACUUUUUUAUUCAGGGUAUAAAGUUAAUUUCUUUGCCACAUUUUUUUGCAGUUUUACUUUUAGUGCCUUAUUGCAAACAUUAUCCAUGUUUUGGAAUCGUUUUUAUUCCGUACAGGCUUACUUCUCUGUCAUUUAGGUUAGUAUUGUGGAGUAACUACAAUGUUGUUGAUCCAUCCUCAGUUUUCUCCCGUCACAGCCAUUAAACUCUGUCAUUUAGGUUAGUAUUGUGGAGUAACUACAAUGUUGUUGAUCCAUCCUCAGUUUUCUCCCGUCACAGCCAUUAAACUCGGAAACUGUUUUCAAGUCCCCAUUGGCCUCAUAGUGAAGAAUCUCUAUUUAAUCCGUUUUCAAUUCAGGCUGUAAGACAAAAUGUGGAUAAAGUCCAACGGCUGUGAAUACUUUCUGAAUGCGAUUGUAUUUAGUUGUUAGCUUGCCUGGUUUAUUUUGAUAUGAUGGAAAUUAAGGAAAGUACAAACAUUUUAAUUAAACACUUGAUGUGUCAACAUAAUGCAAAAUAAAAUAAUACGUUUUUAACCCUG
Oncorhynchus keta (chum salmon) is the source of this 6365-nucleotide messenger RNA. RefSeq names its product ubiquitin-protein ligase E3A-like. Gene Ontology annotation, biological process: protein polyubiquitination. NCBI's taxonomy places the organism in Eukaryota, Metazoa, Chordata, Actinopteri, Salmoniformes, Salmonidae. The transcript is spliced from 14 exons. The record is from RefSeq and is a predicted model, not a curated record. The coding region runs from base 463 to 2850 and encodes 795 amino acids. Gene Ontology annotation, molecular function: ubiquitin protein ligase activity.